AUGUCAGGCGACAACUUCACGGCGGCCAUGGCCAACCGGUCGCGCCGUACUGUCGAGACUGAACUCAAGUUUCUUGCCGAACUGUCGGAAAUCACACAUGAGCAAUUGUCGUCGAUUCUGGGCCUGCUCGCCGGGGAACAGUCGCGGCAGCUAUCGCAAUCGCAGCCACCGCAGCCGGCUCCGGUUCCACUCCCAGUGCAGCAAACAGUUCCUCCUCCGCCAAUUCAGCAGCCUAUUGUGCCUCCUCCGGCACCGUAUUCGCCUCCAACCAACCAGUUUGCCAACACUUCAUUGAACGAAAAGGCGCCAGUGCAGCAGCAUCCCCCUCCUCCGGGGCCGCCGCCGGGGCCGCCGCCUGCGUACGGCUUGUGCACGGCCACAGCCUUGUAUGCUUUUGAGGUGAAAGACCACGGCGACUUGGAAUUGCAACCAUAUGACAAAAUUCAAGUCCUCAAAUACGAAAAUGAUCAAUGGUGGUAUGGGCGUAACGAACGGACCAACCAGGAGGGUAUCUUCCCUCGUGCCUGGGUGAACGUGGUCCAGGAGAAGGGUCCUCCUCCUCCUCCCCCGGCUACCAACUAUGGAAACAUGCCCCUGGAAGUGAGCCAAAGCGGUUCUGCGCCCCCGGGACCUGAGGGCGACGGCAAGGGCAACAAGUUCGAGCAGCAUGGCAAGAAAUUUGGUAAAAAGAUGGGUAAUGCCGGUACGUUAUUGCGCGAUUCCCCCAAUGCCGCUUUGUACGUAAACCGUGCUAACUCUCUGCUUUCGUUCUUAGCGAUCUUCGGUGCUGGCGCUACGAUGGGAUCCAACAUCGUGAAUAGCAUAUUCUAA
Molecule: messenger RNA, 831 nt
Organism: Aspergillus chevalieri
Lineage: Eukaryota; Fungi; Ascomycota; Eurotiomycetes; Eurotiales; Aspergillaceae
Product: SH3 domain-containing protein
Exons: 3
Coding region: 1-831 (276 amino acids)
Biological process (GO): endocytosis; actin cortical patch localization
Molecular function (GO): protein binding
Source: RefSeq, a predicted model, not a curated record